AUGCCUAUUAUCACGAUUCCUCCUGAGAUCUUCCUUCAAAUCACAACCCAUCUUCCUCAUAGCGACUUGACCAAGCUUGUACAGGUGUGCAAGUAUGUUCAGACACUUGUUGAGCCGGUGCUGUGGCGAGAGAUUGAGCUUCACAGAGAGUAUUUCCACGAAGACGUUGAUCUGGCCUUCGAUCAAUGCAAGCCCCGACCAUAUAGACAUGGAAUGUCAGACGAAACCGUGGACAUGGAUUCUUACACAGAUGAUAAAUGUGCUAAAGCUGCACAACUAUUUUUGGUGAAGUUCGACAACCUUGGAAAAGCAUCUCACUUGGAACAGCUUGCCAGCCAUGUUCGCUGGUUGUGUCUGGAAGUGAAACCAUAUCAGUGUUUUGACGCUGAGGGAAAUCAGAGCAGUUGCUGGAACGUUUGCUGGAACGCGUUCACGAAAUUUCCCAAUUUGGAAUAUCUCGAGAUACACGCUCGCUAUACAAGAUUCGAAAGUGUUGUUUUCGACCCAUCUGCGUCGCCCCUGAAAGAACUUCAUACCGUCAAGCUUAGAGGGUACAUUCCGAAGGAAUUCAUUGAGUAUCUCUUACAACGCCCCUCCAGCAUCAAGAAGCUCGAACUCGCUGUGCUUGACGAUCCCAUUGGCGAUUCAUGCUCGACCCCCAGGAUUAAUCCACCCAGGAGCGAAUUGUACGAGUCUCCAUCUCAUGAUGUAUAUGCACCCCGCCCUCUGAUUUUCUUCCCGGGAAAAGGCAUUCCGCAUUUUAAAAGCCUCACACACCUUUGGCUUUGUAAGCCUACCGAUGGUUACGAUAGAGCAAAUCCGAGACACGGUUUGGAUAGAAUCUACUACUCUGAAGCAUCCGAUAAAAGUUCCUUUGAAGAGUGGGCCAAGAUUUUGACGGCUAUCAAAGACACCUUGACACAUUUGACUCUAGAGCACCGUCCCACGACUGAUGAGAAUGAGAUGGACGGCACUGAGAACGAUGAGUACAUGCGAGGGAGACGUGAACAUGAAAGUGCAGGGAAAAGUUAUCAACGAUUUUGUUCGACAGUAUUACCAGUCCUUUUGGACACCAAAUGCUUGUCUCCUCUCAAGGAAAUAACGCUUUUUGGUAUCGAGUGUGCCUCACCCACUUGUGUGAAUUGUGAGAGAAUGUGGAAUUAUGAAGGGUGUGAUGGAGCGGAACCUGCUUGUAAGCUGUGCAUUUCAUCUUUUUACUACGACAAUUGACUGAACAAACUUUAGGCAGUUUCUGCGCUGAAAUGGGAUUAGAGUGCACCCCGAUAGAGCCAAAAGCGGAUUGCAUCAAGCUGCAAUUAGAAGCCCGUUAUCCGAAUGUAGAUGUAAAGUCUUUGUUAGGAAGGAGAAUGCUAUUUGACACUGUUUUUGGCCACCCUUGCAGCGGACACGGUGUCCUCGGCGAUGGUAUUCAAGAAGAUGAGGAUGGGAUGAUCAUCCGCUGA
Messenger RNA from Hymenoscyphus albidus, 1463 nucleotides. The record is from the annotation of a GenBank genome assembly. Lineage: Eukaryota; Fungi; Ascomycota; Leotiomycetes; Helotiales; Helotiaceae.